CUCUGAUUGGCGAGGGCUUUCUGUGGCAGCUGGCCCCUGUCUAUACCCAAGUCCUACAUUGAGCGGUUAUUCAUUUUCCAAGUAGUCUUUGAAAGAGACUGACUUAUGAUGGCCUCUUUCAAGCUUGCACUCGUUGUCUUAAUUUCUUACCAGACCACAGCUUUGGCAAGGGUUGUCGGUGGGGAGGGAACACAAAACGCCUGGGACAAACUGAAAAAAGGGGACAGCUGCCAGGACUGUACCCAAAUAAUUGAACUCCUUAAAGACCUUAUCUCCAACCCGGACAUACAGGCCGAGAUCAGGGGCGAAUUGGAGAAACUAUGUGACCUCAUGCCAGGCCCUGCGUCCCCCAAACUGUGCCGGGAGCAAGUGGAUAAGAACCUCCCCCUGGUCAUCACCUUCUUGACCAGCUUCUUCAAACCCACUGAGGUGUGUACCGUGUUGGGACUGUGUGGCUCCCAGUCAGACAGCCAGCAGCAGAGCCUGCUGACCGAUCACAUUCAAGAGGGUCUGAAGUCAGCCAUGACAAUGUCAAAGGUGCAGUUCUCGCCAGAAUGUACCUUCUGCAUAUAUCUUAUCAAGUCACUGGAGAGUAUGCUGCCGAAAAUAAGGACUGAGAUGGCUGUGAUUGAUCUGCUGGGGAAGGUGUGUGGUUUUCUACCCAUGUCCUACAGGAAGCAGUGUGAGAACCUGAUAGAGAAGUAUGGUAAGAUGCUGAUGGACAUGCUCCUGACCUACGCCACCCCUGAGGCCAUAUGCACCCUUGUCGAAGCCUGUCAUGGCAUGGAUACGCCUGUCCUGGAGAGUGCUCCUCUGUCUGACUGUGACUCCUGUCUGACCCUGGCGGUUCUGACUCGUCUACAGCUGGGCUCCAAUGCUUCAGAGCCCCAGACCUCCUCCUUCCUGGCCUCUGUCUGCCAGCUCCACCCCAAGGCCCUGCCCAAGUGUGAUGGCUUUACCCAGCGUCAUGGGCACCAGCUGAAGGGGGUUCUGGGUAAACCAGAGUCUGCCCUUGAUGUGUGUGAGAGAGUGGGCCUGUGUGGGGGAGUGAUAGAGGCAGGAGAACAGGGAGGGGACCCAUGCUCUCUGGGCACCAGCUACAGUUGCAGAGACCUCAAGACUGCCCUGGAAUGCGGGAUGGUGUCAAUCUGCCAGAAGUUUGCGUGGAAGUAAGAACCUCUGCCCAGCACCUACUCUCAAAGUGGACGAUUGAUAAUCCAAGACUUUGAGAGAGCCUGAGGCCUUUGCUACAAUGGAAGAUCCCAAAGCUUUCAACAUCAAAUUACAAAUAUGCUAUUUACUGUGCCAAUAUUGUUCUAUAUGAUAACACUUUCACACAUGAACAUCGCACUGAAUAUUUUGCCAAUGAUAUGAUUUUAUAAAACUCUUCUGUACUUUUAUUUGCCGGCAGCACAACAGUCAGUAUGAAUAAUCAAUGCAUUCCUGCGGGCUAGCGAUUAAGAGAACAUGAUAGACAUUGAAACUAUUUAGAGACAUUAUAUUAGCAGUAAAGGUGGUCUACAAAGCUAAAUGUACUAGGAAAAUGAUCAGAUUACCUCGCUUGUGAUUUUAGCUUUACAUGUGACCUCAAUCCUCAUAUGAAUAUUGGUUGUGUUCUUCAUGGUCAUUAUUUUAUGGUUACUGACAUUAUCAAAAUUAAAUCACGCAAUAAAUAAAAUAACUUUCCCCAUUGA
Messenger RNA from Salmo salar (Atlantic salmon), 1694 nucleotides. It is a transcript of the gene sftpba, whose product is annotated as surfactant protein Ba. The record is from RefSeq and is a predicted model, not a curated record. Gene Ontology annotation, biological process: sphingolipid metabolic process. Gene Ontology annotation, cellular component: lysosome. NCBI's taxonomy places the organism in Eukaryota, Metazoa, Chordata, Actinopteri, Salmoniformes, Salmonidae.